AUGGUGGACGAGAUCAUGUGUCGAGCCUUCCCAACUACGUUAAAAGGCCCUACAAGGGUAUGGUUCAGCAGACUGACACCCAACUCCAUCAAUACCUUCAAGGAGCUAAGUGCACAGUUUGCUUUGCACUUCAUAGGGGGGCACAGGUAUAAAAAGUCCACUGCAUGCCUGAUGAACAUCAAGCAGCAGAAAGAGGAGAUGUUAAGAUCUUACAUAACACACUUUAACAAGCAAACGCUUUCAAUUGAUGAAGUCAACGACAAGAUACUCGUGGCUGCAUUCACCAAUGGGCUACAGAAAGGUAAGUUUCUAUUUUCUUUAUACAAAAAUGACCUAAAGACUAUAUCGGAUGUACUCUACAGGGCUACUAAGUACAUGAAUGUGGAAGACGCAUUGCUAGCUCGCGAAGAGAAGCCUAAGAAGAGAGAAAGACAGGAGGAAUCACGACAGGACAAGGGGCGAAAGAUAGCAAGGACAGGAGAUAGAAGGGAAGAUAGAUGCUCUAAGCCUCCCACAUGA
Molecule: messenger RNA, 519 nt
Organism: Quercus lobata
Lineage: Eukaryota; Viridiplantae; Streptophyta; Magnoliopsida; Fagales; Fagaceae
Exons: 1
Coding region: 1-519 (172 amino acids)
Source: RefSeq, a predicted model, not a curated record